This is a messenger RNA of Dovyalis caffra, 612 nucleotides long. Lineage: Eukaryota; Viridiplantae; Streptophyta; Magnoliopsida; Malpighiales; Salicaceae. The record is from the annotation of a GenBank genome assembly.
AUGGUAGGGGCAGGGUCAGCGGUGGUGAAUACAUACCCUUUAUCAAGCUACACAUUCGGUACUAAAGAACCCAAGAUGGAGAAAGACACUUCUGUGGCGGAUCGCCUUGCUCGCAUGAAAGUCAAUUAUAUGAAAGAGGGGAUGAGGACUAGUGUGGAAGCUAUUUUGCUGGUACAGGAACACAAUCAUCCUCACAUACUUCUUCUGCAAAUUGGAAACACAUUCUGCAAACUUCCUGGUGGGCGUUUGAAGCCUGGAGAGAAUGAAAUUGAAGGUUUAAAAAGAAAGCUGACAAGCAAGCUUGGAGCUAAUUCACCUGCUCUUGUGCCAGACUGGCAGAUUGGUGAAUGUGUGGCUACCUGGUGGAGGCCAAACUUUGAAACCAUUAUGUAUCCAUAUUGCCCUCCUCACAUAACGAAGCCCAAGGAGUGCAAGAAACUUUACCUUGUUCACUUAUCUGAAAGAGAGUACUUUGCAGUGCCAAAAAAUUUGAAACUGCUUGCUGUGCCGUUGUUUGAACUCUAUGAUAAUGUGCAGAGAUAUGGACCAGUUAUUUCAACCAUUCCUCAACAGCUCUCAAGAUUCCAGUUCAACAUGAUUACUACUGCUUGA